This is a messenger RNA of Magnusiomyces paraingens, 4068 nucleotides long. RefSeq lists its product as uncharacterized. The record is from RefSeq and is a predicted model, not a curated record. Bases 1 to 4068 code for a protein of 1355 amino acids. Gene Ontology annotation, cellular component: membrane. Lineage: Eukaryota; Fungi; Ascomycota; Dipodascomycetes; Dipodascales; Dipodascaceae. The transcript has 2 exons.
AUGCUAGCUCUUGUCAGCUUCGUGCACCUACUGCGGCUUUCUGCAGUGGCCGCACUUGCCCCCGCUGACCCUGCUGCUGCUGUUGCUGCUGCUUCUUUAUCUUCAAGCUCAGACACUCCCCAGCCACAACCACCCACGCCUAUCCACGCACCAGGAUACUGUGCAAUCUUCUCGUCCUGUGGAAAACAAUCUUUCUUUGGUCCGGAAUUGCCGUGCCCAACAAACAUUCCGGCUACUGACCCGGACGACGAAACUCGCGCGGCCCUCGUCGAUAUCUGUGGAACCGAAGGGUGGUCCGAAGGUCCCAUUUGUUGUGACCUUGGUCAAUUAAAAACCCUCCGUGAAAAUCUUAAAAAGGCUGAAAAUAUCAUCUCUUCAUGUCCGGCUUGCAAGGAAAAUUUCUUUCAACUUUUUUGUCGUUUCACAUGCUCUCCAAACCAAUCCCAGUUUGUCAAUGUCACAUCCACAGAACUCUCGCGUACAGGUCUGCCUGUUGUCGCAGAACUCGACCAAUAUGUCGACCCCGUUUUUGCCGCAGGCUUUUACGAUUCCUGCAAAGACGUCAAGUUUGGCGCUACCAAUGGUUACGCAAUGGACCUCAUUGGUGGUGGUGCGAAAAAUUAUACCCAAUUCCUUAAGUUUCUCGGUGAUAAAAAACCCUUGCUUGGUGGCUCUCCAUUUCAAAUGAAUUUUGUUUGGGAUGAAGAACACGAUCCAAGUGUCAUUAAACGUAGCACAGGUCCUAUCCGUAACUGUUCAGAUCCUGAUGAACGAUACCGUUGUGCUUGUAAUGACUGCCCCAACUCAUGUCCCAUCCUCCCAGAUCUUGACGAAGAACGCGUUUGUCGCGUCGGCAUACUUCCUUGCUUCUCAUUUGCCGUCAUUAUGAUCUACUCAGGCACUCUCUUUAUCAUUCUUGUUGCUUACAGUUCCUAUAAGGCUUAUAAGUUCAAUAAGCAGCGUACCACAGAAGCCAUGCGGCUGCUACACGAUGUCCCAGGAUUCAACGACGAUGACGAAGACGACGAUUACUUUGGCACCCGUCGCCGCAACAGACUUUCCUGGAUUAAACUCCCUGCCAUUCUUCGCUUCAAAAGUGCUGACUCUGUUUCUGGCGAAUACCCUGUCAACUCUUUUUUUCAGCACUGGUUUUCUCAGUGCGCGUUUGUCUUUGCCACGUUCCCAGUAAUUGUAAUUGGCAUUUCUACCAUCAUUGUUUUUGCACUUUCGCUUGGAUCUCUGCGUCUUCAGCUUGAACAAAAUCCUAUUAAUCUUUGGGUCAGCUCAAACUCUGUUGAAUACCAGGAAAAAGCCUAUUACGAUGAAAACUUUGGACCCUUUUACAGAUCAGAACAAGUUUACCUGGUCAAUGAGACGGGUCCUAUUCUCUCAUGGGAUACCCUUCAAUGGUGGUUUGACGUCAAUUCACGUAUUAAUACCCUUGUCUCUCCAGCUGGUACUACUCUCGGGGAUCUUUGCGUCAGUCCUUUUGGCGACGCUUGUGUGGUCCAAUCCAUGACUCAAUAUUUUGGCGGUGACAUUUCCCAACUAUCUAAUACUUCAUGGCCCCGACAAGUGGCUGCUUGUGCUACUACACCUGUCAACUGUCUGCCACCAUUUAAACAGCCAUUGAAAAAGAAUCUGCUGUUUGGCGGAUACGAAGAUAACGACGUGCUGACGUCGCACGCACUUGUUGCCACUUGGGUUUUGGAAAACUCGGGACAGGACACUGAGCGAACUCAGCGUGCCGCUGAAUGGGAAGCAGCUCUUGAAGAUUUGUUGUUUCAAGUCCAAGCCGAGGCGGAAUCGCGUGGCCUACGCGUCAGUUUCAACACGGAAAUUUCGCUUGAGCAAGAACUCAACAAAUCUUCUAACACAGACGCCCGUAUCAUUAUCAUUUCCUAUUUUUUCAUGUUUGUUUACGCAUCACUUGCCCUUGGCGGUGUUGUGCCUGGGUUUGGUCGUAACUCUUUGGUCAAGUCAAAGUUUUUGCUUGGUUUCUCUGGUAUUAUCAUCGUUCUCAUGUCAGUCGCAGCCUCAGUCGGGUUCUUUGCUCUCAUUGGCAUCAAAGCAACUCUCAUCAUUGCAGAGGCCAUUCCAUUUUUGGUUUUGGCUAUUGGUGUAGACAAUAUCUUUUUACUCUCGCACGAGCUGGAAAAUGUAAAUGCGUCGCAUCCAAACGAUACUGUGGAAGAACGAGUGUCCCGCGCAGUCGGAAACAUCGGUCCCAGUAUUCUCUUUUCAGCAUUUAGUGAAACCCUCACGUUUGCUCUUGCUGCCUCAGUUGCUAUGCCUGCAGUUCGCAAUUUUGCAAUCUACUCUGCGGGUGCUGUUUUUAUUAACUUUGUUCUUCAGCUUACCAUGUUUGUUUCCGUGUUGACUUUAGAUCAAAAGCGCAUUGAAGAUAACCGAUUUGACAUUUUCCCUUGCUUCACUGCUCCUGAUCCUCAGGAAGUUUUUUUGAGCCAAGAAUCGUCUUUUUCCACGUCUGUCCGUGCUUUAGCUUCUCCUGGUGUUUUUGAAAAAUUCAGUGAACCAACAUUUUCCAAACUCAUUCGUCAAAACUAUGCUCCAUAUAUUCUCAGUGAAAGUGUCAAGCCCAUCGUUAUUGGUCUCUUUUUCGCCUUUUUUACUCUCGGCCUUGCUCUUCUUCCUCAUAUCUCUCUUGGUCUCGACCAGCGUCUUGCCAUACCCUCCGAUUCAUAUCUUGUACAAUACUUUGACGAUUUCUACGAUUACUUCAACUCUGGGCCUCCAGUAUAUUUCGUUGUGCGCAACCUUAACGUAACAGACCGCGCAUCCCAGCAAACUCUUUGUGGAAGAUUUACCACCUGUGACGAGUACUCGCUUGCGAAUAUUGUCGAGCAAGAACGCAAACGCCCAGCCUUGUCCUAUAUUCAAGACCCUCCAGCUGUAUGGAUUGACGACUUUUUUGAGUGGCUUAACCCUAGUCUUGACGAGUGCUGUCUUGUGAAACCUUCACCUUCUGGCAACAAUACUGACUUUUGCGGACCCUACGACAGUCCAUACAUGUGCGAACCAUGUUUUCAAAACCACGACCCCAAGUGGGACCCCCAGAUGCAUGGCCUUCCUCAGGGCGCUGAGUUCAUGACUUACUUUAAUGCGUGGAUCGAUGCACCUUCCGAUCCUUGUCCGCUUGGUGGUAAAGCUCCCUACUCAUCUGAAAUUGCGGUUGAUCCGCAGACCGGUGCUAUUGUUGCGUCCAAGUUCCGGUCGAUGCACGUACCGUUGCGGUCGCAGGACGACUUUAUCGAUUCGUACGCCGCUGCGCGUCGCAUCGCAACUUCUAUACACGAGUCUACAGGGAUUGAUGUGUAUCCUUACAGUAACUUUUACAUCUUUUUCGCUCAGUAUAAAACUAUUAUAGGUGAUACUUUGGCCCUUGUCGGAAUGGCACUUGCACUCAUAUUUGUGGUGGCUGUUGUUCUUUUGGGCUCACUACGCACUGCGUUUGCACUCAUCCUGACAGUCGCCAUGGGCAUCACUGACAUUGCUGGCAUUAUGUCACUUUGGGGGAUCAGUCUCAAUGCCGUCAGUCUUGUCAAUCUUGUUAUUUGUGUGGGAAUAUGUGUUGAGUUUUGUGCACACAUUGUACGCGCUUUCACCUUUGUACAAAAGUCACAGCUGAGCCAGCAACAACUACCACCAAGCAACCCUAACACGCAGUCGCGGUCACGCCAAGCGCGGGCAUUCAAUGCAUUGGUCGGGGUCGGCGGGUCCGUCUUUGGCGGCAUUGCACUUACUAAGCUCAUUGGCGUGUCGGUUCUUGCCUUUACGCGUUCGCAAAUCUUUAACGUUUACUAUUUCCGUAUGUGGCUUGCGCUGGUCCUCGUUGCCACGGCCCACGGGCUUAUAUUUUUGCCAGUGCUCCUCACGUAUAUAGGUGGAGCCGGGUACGUGCUUGAUGAACAAGAUGAGGGCCUAGUAGGCGACCUGGCGUCGCGGCUCUACCUCAAUCCUGGCGAGGAUGACGAUGUGGAUGAUGAUUCUGCUGAUAUUGUGGAUUACAGCAACAUUUCUCAGCCUUCAACUGGGUUUCAACCAUGA